GAAAUUUUUACGAUGCCACUGCCAGCUCACUUCUGUUGCCAUAAAGAUCAAGUGAGUUGCAUGUCACCACAGUAGUACCAACUGUAAGUAUGCUCUCACAGAAUGCAUAUGACUACUGCAAAAGUGUUUCUUUUUUCUUUUUAGAGAGAUCUGGAUACUUUUGACUUACCCUCGUACAUUGUGUACUUUGCAGAACUGCAGUUCGCUUGAUUUGGAAUUACUUUAUUGAAAAAAGUUUGCUGGAAGAUGAUACAAGUGCCAUUUAAAGGUUCAACUGUUCAAAAGCCACCAGCAAUAAGAAAUACAGAGGCUGUAGCAGAUUCAUCCCCCAUUACAGCAUGUGCCCUACAGAAGAGCCCGACGAAUCGCUCAACUCCCAUGAUUCAGCCAAUAGCAAAAUGGGCUGAGGUGGUAUCUGGUCCGUCUCUCGCUACACCGUAUGUGCUGAAACGCAGCCCGAGGAAUAGCUCAACUUCCAAAAUUCAACCAAUACCAAAACAGGCUGUGGUGGUACCACAUCCAUCCAUCUUUACAGUGUGUGUGUUGCUACACAGCUCAAGAAAUGGUGCUGUUCUCCCACAUUUAAACCAGUGACAGGGCAGGAUAAGAUGGUAUCAGUGCCUUCCCUUGCUACAGCACAUGUGCUACAAGACGGCUAUGGAAAGCAACCUGUGAUGCCAGGAAAAUCACAGAUAAACUGUAUCAUGUGCCAGAUGUCGAGCACCAUUGUGUUUGGAAGUUCCAUUGUUCUGUGUGCAAACGGUUUUGGAAGUUUGGAUGAAUCAAGUUUCUGAAAAUGACUGGAAAGAAACUUAAUUAUCAAAAACUAAGAUUUUAUUGCAGUUCAUGAUACUGUGAAAUAUUUUUAUAAUUGCAGUACAUUCAGCUAAAAGUUACAGUAAAAUUUUCU
This is a messenger RNA of Schistocerca nitens (vagrant locust), 910 nucleotides long. RefSeq lists its product as uncharacterized. Bases 247 to 594 code for a protein of 115 amino acids. The transcript is spliced from 6 exons. The record is from RefSeq and is a predicted model, not a curated record. NCBI's taxonomy places the organism in Eukaryota, Metazoa, Arthropoda, Insecta, Orthoptera, Acrididae.